AUGUGCUUCAAAUGGCUCUGCCGUGAGUGCAAACAAGACAAAUACGACUAUUGCAAAGAGUAUCUCUACGAUGGAGGCGAGUGGUGCGACGUCAUUAUCGAGAUCCCAUGGGACGAAAAGCACCAGAGAUGCGUGACCUGCAUGACCAUUCGUGGCGCGAUCAACAGACUCAACGCCAUGGUGGAGUGGGAACCAUGGUGGGUCACUCAUGGCAAGGCCGGCGAGCCAGAGAAACCCGCUUGGGAGCUGGAGGCAGAGCUGGAGGCAAAGAAGGAGGCAGAGAAGGAGGGUAUCUACGACAGCGAGGGAGAGGAUUCCGAUGGUUACACCAAGGCUGAGCGCAAGGAGAUCCGGGUCAAGGCACAAGAAGCCGUGGCCAAGCGAUGGGAGGCUUUGAAGCAGGAGCAGGUCGAGAAGGACAACGUGGCUGUCGAAGUGUUUACUCCAGAGACCGACAGCGAGUCAAAGUAA
Exophiala xenobiotica is the source of this 471-nucleotide messenger RNA. RefSeq lists its product as uncharacterized. The record is from RefSeq and is a predicted model, not a curated record. Lineage: Eukaryota; Fungi; Ascomycota; Eurotiomycetes; Chaetothyriales; Herpotrichiellaceae. The coding region runs from base 1 to 471 and encodes 156 amino acids. The transcript has a single exon.